GAACUAUAGGACUUGAAUCUUGUGGGGACCAUGCCUGAGAGCCUCGGACAACUGACUGCGCUCUCGGAUCUGUAAGUUACUACAUCUCGUACUCCGGUUGCUGUUCCUUUGUUGUAGUCUGUGGCCUUCUCUGAGAUACACUGGAUCAUCCAUAAAACUCAUGCGCCUGUGAGUCUCCUGCCGUCCUGAAACCGUGUGUCGAUCGAAGGCCCCCUCUGCUUUUGACUCUAAUCCUCGACAAUACCAUUUCCCUUGUGUCGGACAGAACUGACGGAAACGUCAAUCUCUGCUCUGCAACGGAGAAUUGUCCGGACCUUGCUGCUCCUGGACCGGGAGGCGACAGCAAGAGUAGUGGAGUCAGCGGGGCGGUCAUCGGUGUCGCCGUCGGGGGCGUGGUCGUCGUUUCCCUCAUCCUCGUUCUCUUGCUCUUCUUAUACUGCAGGAGAAGCAGACGCCCGCCUUCCGUUCACGCGGCCAUGAGUGAAACCGCCAGCAGCGAUGUCAAGGGUAAAAUUGCACCAGUGUUAAUUGAACAUUCCGAGUCUCUCGGUGAGUUUUCGAUACUGAUAUGCCGGACGAAAUCCUGGAGCAUCAUAUCUUGCAGGAGAAAGGAGCAGUAGCACCAUCAAGUCGCAGUGGGGCAUCGACAGCUGGUCACGUGAACCAGGCCAGAGGUUUCUUUCUGGCUGAGGUGCAGCGUGCAACGAAUGGAUACGAGAAGAAAAUCGGAGAGGGCGGAUUCGGACUUGUCUAUCACGGGAAACUUCCCGAUGGAUCCGAAGUAGCUGUGAAAGUAAACUCUGAAAAGUCCGGUCAAGGGACAACGGAGUUCAUCAACGAGGUUUCUCUUCUCUCGAGAGUGCACCACAGGAACCUCGUGUCGCUGGUCGGUUACUGCGAAGAGAGUGGGCAGCAAAGUCUGGUCUAUGAAUACAUGUCCAAAGGGACUCUGCGUGAGCAUCUCUACGGCAAAGACAUGAAGGGCACUCUAACCUGGACCGAACGACUCAACAUCGCCAUCGAUGCCGCCAAAGGUACGAGGCUGCCACCAAAUGAGGCUCAGAUCAGAGUCAGCACGCAAAGAUCCCGACGUGAUUUCAGUCUCGGUUACCGAUAGGUGGCAUGCGAACCUCUGAUGAGCAGGAUGAAUCAUUUCCAGGCUUGGAGUCCCUUCACAACGACUAAUGGACACGACAACCAUAUGCCUCGAUCGCCAGAAAAAUUCUCUGAUCUUUUUGUUCCAACUCCCAGUCGCAUGGAUUAUUUUGAAAACUCAAAACCAACCUACGAGCAGCAGCAGAAGCCGCAGGAGCGGCAGGAGGAAGUCGCCAGGAAUGUAGCCGCCACCGAUAGAGAC
This is a messenger RNA of Marchantia polymorpha subsp. ruderalis, 1357 nucleotides long. The record is from the annotation of a GenBank genome assembly. NCBI's taxonomy places the organism in Eukaryota, Viridiplantae, Streptophyta, Marchantiopsida, Marchantiales, Marchantiaceae.